Messenger RNA from Glossina fuscipes, 7946 nucleotides. RefSeq names its product collagen alpha-1(I) chain-like. Lineage: Eukaryota; Metazoa; Arthropoda; Insecta; Diptera; Glossinidae. The transcript has 9 exons. The coding region runs from base 2042 to 6742 and encodes 1566 amino acids. The record is from RefSeq and is a predicted model, not a curated record. Gene Ontology annotation, molecular function: extracellular matrix structural constituent.
ACAAAGUUAAAGUAUAAGUGAAACUAGAAUAAAUUAAAAUGAGUGCCAAGUGAAUACAAAAUAAUCAAUCAAGGAUCAAAUGUAAGUUUUAUGAAAUGAAAUUUUUACAAAAACCUGGGCUGACAUAAAAAUCUGUUGACGUUUGGAAUCAAAUAACAAAAAAUCGAAAUUAUUUCAAAAGAAAUGAUGAGGUCACUAAGAACGGUAUAAAAAGGAUAAUUUUCGAUAAAUCUUAUGAAAAUACAUGAAAGCAGAAAAAUUGGUUUAAAAAAGAGCAGAUUUGCCAAUCAGUUCUUAAGCAUAAAAUAAAUAGUUACAUGAUUCUUUAAUAUUUUUUAAUGGUUAAGAAGACAUUAAAAAAUAUAAGAAAAUAGAUACAGAUAUAUAAAUAUAAAAAAUAAAAGUUACGACAGAAAAUUAAAAAUCGGCACAUUUAUCUUGGAUUCAUUUUCCUGGAUAUAUCUCGGCAAUAGAUAUGCCUCAUAAUAAUAACAUUACAUAGAAAAGGAUGUAAGUUGGGGUUUGAUAUUCUUCAACAUCAGCUUUAUUUCGAAUAGUAAUAAAUUCAAAUCUUUUAAGUUGUCUGGAGCAAAACUUGCAAAGAAGGAAUUGAGGAUCGUGGAUACUUUUUAAUCCCUUUUUGGGAAAACAACCAGCAUUUUAUUUGAUUUUACCGAAUUUAGUUUUUAACAAGCGCAAAGUGUUAGACGGAGAAAAAGCUCCUUCUGUUUUAAGUAGUUUCAAUAAAGGAUGCCCUGCAUUAUUUCUCAUUCUCUCUUUCUUCUGUCUGUCGUGAGCAUCAUCUAAAGAAAGAUGAAGAAGAUUGAUUGCACAACAGAAAUGUAAUCGAAAUAUAGUGAGAUUCAAAUGCUUUUAAGAAAUGAAAGAUAAGAGAAAUACCUCUUUCUGCCUAAAAUAAAAAGAACCAAAUUAUUAUCACAAAAAGCAUACUGAACUUUUAACAUUAGAUAAUCACUAUAAGUAUAAUUAAUAUUCCAAUGUAUUAUCUCACACUUCUAUGUUUUCUUUAUGAAAUAUUAAAAACGGCAACGACAGUAUAGGACAAGAAAAGUAGUGCGGAGAAAUGGAAUAAUGAAAUUGAGCCAAAUAGCGCCCACUCCGCUACGAAAGCAGAAAUGUAAAAUAAAACUGCUACGGCCACAAUUACUGCGAUAACGACGUAGUGACAAUCGUUAAGAGUGGAAAUCACAAACCUGGGUAAGAUGGACUCAAGCAAAAAAUGCAAACGAAUUCGCAACGCUGCACCAUCAUUACCAUCACCAAUAACACUUGCCCACUCAAACCUAACCAUAACGCGCAACUGCGAUUAAGGUGCUGGAAAUCAUUCAACUGCACAGUAAAAUAAAUAUAUAAAAAUUCCAUUUGCUUUGUGGCGAACGUUGAAUACCUUUCUCCUCGAAAAUUGUAGAUCUUCAUUGUUAAUUGUGACACCUUUACUAGACUAUGGACUGUCGGCUUCCAUGUCACUGCUGUUGUCAAAUUUUUGAUUCAAACUUCAUGAGUGAAGAUUAUAUAUUUCUUCUAUGGGUUUCCAAUCUCAUUUUUUAUGAACUAAACAGCUAGAUAACCUAUUUUAGGGCAACGCAUUGUUUUUUGGAAUACAACGUGUUAUGUCAUAUUUCGUUGUCUAUGGCAGAAUAUGCUUUACAGCCAUUAUUAUUAUUAUUAUUUUAAUUUUAGACUAAUGAAUUGAAUUCUUAGACUAAAAAAAGAGACAUUGAGCACUAGCAACACAGGCUAUAGGCCCAUUAAGUUUAUGGGCCCGAUCAUCAAAUAAACUUAUAGAGAGGAAAAGUAGAAAAACAAUGUAUACGCCUAGAGUUCGCCCACUUUUAAUUUAAAUAAUCCUUAAUUUACGUCUUGAAUGUAAGUUUUCUAAGUUUAGCAUGGGUUUUUCACAGCGAAUUUAUCCUCAGUUGCCAGAAUCAGUUAUUUAAAUUUUCCUAAUUUUGUAUUUCGUUACAGAUUGUUGUUUGAUCUAUUUUUCUUUUCCUAUAUAAUUUAAAACUUUACCUCCAUCAUGCAUUUAAAAUUUGCAACAUUAUUUUCAUUAUUAAUUAUACUGUGCAUCGUGAUUGAAACUAAUAGUGCCACUGGAGAAUUAAGACAAAAUUCUAAGAAGAAUGUUGACGAUGAUAAAAAUGGGACCAGAGGCAGUGGAAAAUCUUUAAAGAAAACAAAAAAAACAACAAAUCGCAAAGGUUUAGAAGAACUGCCGCAAAAUGAAGAGCCUAAGCGAAGCAUUGGUGAACUGGCCGGCUUAGACGAUUUGGACAGUUAUGAUUAUAGUAACUAUGAUGAAGAUUCCGAUACUAAUGUUGAUGUUGAUUCAGAAGUUCAAGAAACUUCCGUCCCCCGCGCUCGAGCCGUGGAUAACAUCAUAAGGCCGUUUUCUUGCCAAUUUGAAGGUAAUUGGUAUCGCGAAAAUGAUGAAUUUACUGCCGAACGUGGUAGUUGCUUGCAUAACUGUGUUUGUGCUGAGGGUAAAGUGCUAUGCCGUCCUUCUGCAAGUUGUAGUCUUGGACGAAGGGAUUCUUUACAGUCCUCUGAGGAGAGGUCUACAAUGCUUCCUUUGACAACAUCAACUACUAUUGCGACUACUACUCAUCCCCUACCUCCACACAAUCCAUUUGAAGCACCUGCAAUUGGUCCUCAAGGUGAACCUGGUUAUCCCGGUUCUCAGGGACCGAUGGGAGAACCUGGAUUUCCUGGAUCGCCUGGAACUCCUGGCAUUCCCGGUUCUCCUGGUCGGCCUGGACCUACACCUGAUAUAAGCUUUUAUCACCAGCAAUUGGCAGCUGAAUAUGGUAAUUCUGAAAAAGGCCCUGGUAAUGAUCCUUUAUUUGGAGUAGCUCCUGUGCAAUAUGUGCAGACUUCAGCUGGUCACCCUGGUCCUCGAGGACCUCCAGGUGGUGUAGGUCCGUCAGGACCUCAAGGUUUUCAAGGUAUCCGUGGUGAACCCGGCGAGUCAGGUCUUCAAGGGCCCCCCGGGCCCAUGGGACCUAGGGGCUUACCCGGUUCUCCUGGUAAAGACGGAUUGCCCGGUGAAGAUGGCGAAGUUGGCGCUCCGGGUCUGGCUGGAACUCCGGGUCCCCGUGGUUUACCUGGCCUGCCUGGUCAACCUGGUCUAAAGGGACAUCGCGGCUUGCCGGGCCUAGAUGGUGCUAAGGGCGAGCAGGGAGCUCUUGGAGAGAAAGGGUCGACUGGUAGUAUGGGUCCUGUUGGUCUUCCUGGUCCUAUUGGCCCUGCAGGUCCCCGGGGUGAACGUGGUCGUGAAGGUGCCGCUGGACCUUCUGGUAUUCGCGGUUUAGAUGGUAACCCUGGUUCUCCUGGUCAGCCCGGUUCUGUAGGAAAGCCAGGCCCACCCGGUUUUCCUGGUAUACCUGGUGCUAAGGGUGACGCAGGCCCUUUAGGCUCUAAAGGUGAGCCAGGAAUUCAGGGUCCGCGUGGUGAAGCAGGCCGGCCGGGUGCUGCUGGUGAACCGGGCCUUUCCGGUCCAACAGGAAAAGAUGGUUUUUCAGGUGAAAAAGGUGCCACGGGGGCUAUGGGACUAAUGGGUCCUCAAGGCUUUCCUGGUGCUAGAGGGCCAGAUGGUUUAACUGGCAGCCCUGGUGAGCCUGGUAUAAAAGGUGUUCCUGGCCAACCAGGCGAAAAGGGUUAUAAAGGGGAUAUGGGCAUAAAGGGUGAGACCGGGCUGGCGGGCCCUCGCGGCUUACCUGGUACAGUAGGGCCUGAAGGCAAGCGUGGAAAACGUGGAAUACGCGGUCCUACAGGUCCCGGUGGUCCCCAUGGUGAACGUGGACCUCACGGUCUGCCCGGGUUGCCGGGUCCUGACGGACCAGUUGGCCCAAAAGGCAUUGCAGGCGACAGAGGUAUACAGGGUCCGAUUGGAGAUAAAGGUGGCCCAGGGGAUGCGGGACCUACCGGAAUUCCUGGAUUGCAAGGCUUGCGUGGUUUACCCGGUCGCAUUGGACCUGUGGGUCGGCAAGGGCCGCCUGGUGAACGUGGUAUACCUGGAGCGGACGGAAAACUUGGUGACCAAGGACAUCCGGGACUUCAGGGUUUACCAGGACCCAUGGGUUUACCAGGUGACAAAGGUUUUCCCGGAGACCCAGGAAAAACUGGCGAACCUGGUGUUGUUGGAAGUACUGGACCUCGCGGUGACAAUGGCAAAGAUGGGCUUCCUGGUACUCAAGGUGCGCCUGGUGUUCCUGGUCAAGACGGUGUUCGUGGUGAACCAGGGCCAAUCGGACCUAGAGGUUUCCAAGGUUUGCCCGGCGUUGCGGGAACUGCAGGCGCAUCGGGGAAAGACGGCAAUCAAGGGCCGCCUGGCCCGCAGGGUUUGACAGGAGCUGCUGGUAUCAGAGGCGAACGUGGAUUCCCUGGUGAACGAGGUUCAGUCGGACAACCUGGACCCACUGGCGAAAGAGGUGAACUAGGUUUGCCUGGCAAUGAUGGACCGCCGGGACCCACUGGAAAACCUGGUGAGAAAGGGCAUUCGGGUUCACCGGGAAUGAUGGGCUUGCCUGGUCUUAAAGGUGUGCAAGGAAUAAUGGGCGAAAAAGGCGAGCGUGGUAAUGUAGGACCAAUUGGACCAGAAGGUCCACUUGGUCGGCCUGGUGACCGCGGUCUUCAAGGAAAUAUUGGACCUCCUGGGCCUCCUGGUGAAACAGGAGAAAGAGGAGAUGCAGGGAAUCCGGGACAACCCGGUGAACAGGGAGCUACUGGAACCACUGGAGAGAGGGGUGCAUUAGGCCUCCCGGGUCCCAUAGGUUUCCCGGGAUCACCAGGAUUGACAGGAAUGCCUGGCCCAAAAGGCGAUCGUGGCCUCAUGGGUGUUAAAGGCGAACAAGGCAAUCCAGGCAUGCUAGGCCCACCCGGUGAACAAGGCUUACCGGGUCCUGUUGGACUGCUAGGACCGAAAGGUGCUAGGGGUGAAAUAGGCCAAAGAGGGGAAGUUGGGCUAAGUGGAUUGCCUGGCAGACCGGGCGAUGUGGGUUCUCCGGGUCAACCAGGAAGUCAAGGAUUACCAGGUAUUGCUGGUCUACCAGGAUUAAAAGGUAAUCCUGGAGAGCUCGGACGGUCAGGUUUGCCAGGGAGUCCGGGCUUGCAAGGGCCUCAAGGCUUGGAAGGUCAAAAAGGAGAAACAGGUAGUGAUGGUCCUCAAGGAGCCAUCGGGCAUCCUGGACUGCCAGGGCCAGCGGGAGAAAGAGGAAUUCCAGGCUUGCCAGGACAUCCAGGAUCGGCAGGUCCGCGGGGAAUGAGAGGACCACCAGGUGAAAUCGGUCAACAAGGCAAGCAAGGCAAAGAAGGAUCGCCAGGGUCGCAAGGGUUAGUCGGACAAACAGGUCCACCAGGACCAAUGGGAGAACAAGGCCCGGAAGGACCUUCUGGAAAGAUGGGGCCUCCAGGUAUGGCCGGUAGACUUGGGGACAAAGGGCCUCCAGGUCAACCCGGACCACAAGGUCAUGUGGGUAGUCCAGGUAUCCCAGGACCGCCGGGCCCUAUUGGCGCUGCUGGUCCCCAAGGAGAACGCGGCUCUAAAGGGGAAACCGGUUUACCAGGUAUGGAGGGAGCAAUUGGAUUAAGAGGGAAAUCUGGUCCCCCCGGUUCUGAAGGUUCUAAAGGAGAACCUGGAGAAGUUGGUCCCAAAGGAACGAAAGGACAUCGUGGUCUCAUAGGUCUACAAGGCAUUUCAGGCACGCCAGGAUUAAAGGGAGACGUAGGUCCUACAGGAGCUCCUGGCUUUCCUGGAAAACCUGGUGAGAUUGGAGAACGAGGUCCCCAAGGAAGGGAUGGUAACACAGGUCCGCCUGGACCACCUGGCCAACCAGGGGUAAGGGGUUUCCCCGGAAGUGAUGGUAAGCCCGGCGCUGUGGGAUUGAUAGGUCCGCCAGGGCCUCCGGGCCCACCGGGCGAGACAUUAGGUUAUGAUGUCGCAGCUUUAACAGCUUUGCUCAAUCAAGGUAGCCACAUUAAAGGAGUAGACAUUUUAGACGAUCAGCCUUUAAACCAAUUAACUGAAGGGUUAACAGAUGAAGAAAAACAUUCUUUAGUUAUGAAAGCUUUUGAACAUGUCAAAGCUUCAUUCGAGAGAAUACGGCGACCUAACGGUCAACAAAGCUCUCCAGCUAAAACCUGCAGGGAUUUAUUUGCUGCCUAUCCAGAAUAUCAGACAGGUGAAUAUUGGAUAGAUCCUAAUGAAGGUGAUCCAAGGGAUGCAAUACUGGUUCAUUGUGAACGUGAAAAAAAGGCUACUUGCAUAGUGCCACAACCAAGAGAAACCCAGGUACUAAAUUACAAUGGUGGAAACAAAGAGGUAUGGCUAGGAGAAAUCGCGGGGGGGAUGAAAGUUAACUAUAAAGCUGACGCCCAUCAAUUGGGAUUCCUGCAAUUAAUGUCUGCUAAGGCUUCGCAGCAAAUUAUUUUCCAUUGUAAGAAGACUGUAGCUUAUGGGGAUGAUAAAUAUAAUUCUUCCAGCAAUGGACUGAAGUUAUUGUCCUGGAAUGAUUCUGAGCUUUCGCCGCACGGACCACAACGUUUGCGUUAUGUUGCGGAAAUUGACGAUUGCAGUAAACCCUCCAACAAUUGGGCUAAAACAAUAAUAACUUACACAACUGAUAAGUCACAACGUCUGCCUAUAGUCGACUUAGCUAUUGGAGAUGUAGGAGAAAAUCUACAACAAUUUCGCAUUCAAUUUGGAUCGGCCUGUUUUUACUAGAAAUAAUGGUUUUUUAGCAUUAGUCGUUUUUCACUUUCUUGUUUCGAAAGUAAUUGACAAACUUUAACUUGAAAGAAUUUUAUACAUGCAUAAAUUUUCUCCUAAAUUGUACCUUCCCUUUUUUUUUAAAAAAAGGCAAUUUAUCUGCUAAGUACUUAUGAAUUUAAAGUAUAACUUAAGAAAAAACAUAAAAUGCUUGUAAGUUUCUACUUUUAAGACUAAAAAUGGUAUACAGAGUUAACGUAUCUUUAAAAUUGAUUUUGUACGUAGUAUUAAAAGCAAAAUUCUAUAUGUAGUUGCAUUGAGUUAAUUUAAAUUGUUAGUACAGAAUUUACACUUAACGAAGUAAAUGUUUUGACAAACGGCCAUGAAUUUCAAAGGAAUCUCAUUUGCAUCGUUUGUUGGAUUGUCUAUCAUUUUUUUUUUCUUAGUACGAUAAUAGUUGCCGAAGUAUAAUACUUGAUAAAAAAACAAAAAAAUUUUGGAAAAAUAUUUUUAUUUCACAACAUAAUUUGCUUUCAGCAGUAUUGGUGGCAAUAUUCAAUUGCUCCACAAAACUUUUAUAGCCAGAAUAGGCGAGCAUUUUAAUAUUGCGAUCACUCGUAGGUACCACAUUUCCGUUAUUAAUAAAUCUUCUACCAUUAAAGCGUUUUUUUAGCUUAACGAUCAAAGGGAAAUCAUUGGACGGAGUGAAAAAGGUCCGCGAGUAAAAAACUCUUUGCUGACUUGCUUAACGUGUUCGAUUUAGCUAAGUCUUGUAGGGUAUAAUUAUAUUUUGGAAAUAAUUCAUCUUUAUUUAAUGUACACACGUAUUUUAUGCAAUUUACCAUAUCAUAUGGGUUAUUGCUCAAAGUGCGUUAACUGUUUACUUUUCACAUAUGUAUGCUCUGACAAUGCAUUUCAUACGUAUGCACUGUAAUUGUUUGAAUAUAAUACUGCGCAGCAGAUUAUGAUAACAUACAAACCAUACAUAAAUAUAUGCCUAAAAUAUUGAAAGCUCGACCUUCAUAACUUCGACAAACUGGAUUGUUUUUUAUUCUUCCGGUUAUUAUAAUUUAAAAAAUUCUAAUAAUUAGUUUGAGCUAAGUCCGAUGGUAGAUCAGGACUCCAAUUAUACAUCUUUUAGUUAACCAACUCUGAUUUGGAAGACGUACCUCGAGAACUAUUUGGUUGAGAGCUAGGUAUGAUUUCCUCCAUUCGAAAU